Molecule: messenger RNA, 6521 nt
Organism: Struthio camelus australis
Lineage: Eukaryota; Metazoa; Chordata; Aves; Struthioniformes; Struthionidae
Source: RefSeq, a predicted model, not a curated record
GCGUGGGCUUGGUCAGAAAAGUAUCUCUGAAGAAAGUCAUUCUUGAGUUGCGUAGUCUGCACAACUUUUUAAAUGAGCUUGCUCAGUAUUCCCGUCAAAGGCAACUUUACACACGCGAGGAGCUGUAAAGCUGAACUUGUUCCAUGGUUAACCUCAUCCCUCAGAGUAAAGCUGUGUACUUUUUGCUUCCUGUGCCGUAUUUAAUUAUCAUUAACCCAUAACAGCUAUUGGAAUUGGAAUUUAGCUUGCUGGUUGUCCGCUGCGGAAGACAUAAGAGAAAAUAGCUGACCUCUUUUGCAGCUGCCAAUGUGAAGUAUUGGAGGAGCAUUGUCUGAAACUUUCUGGGACAGAGAGGACUGUUUUGUUGCCUAUUACUCUUUGAUUUUAAUAAUAAGAAGAGCCUCAAAGUAUUGUGAGUAAAGACGAGGAUUUCUCCUCCUAUCAAGGGCCUGUCAUGGAUGAAGAGACUCAGCACAGCCUUGAAUGCAUCCAGGCUAAUCAGAUUUUUCCCAGGAAGCAGCUGAUCCGAGAGGAUGAAAACCUUCAGGUCCCGUUCAUUGAACUUCAUGGUGAGAGUACAGAGUACGUAGGACGAGCAGAGGAUGCCAUCAUUGCACUUUCAAAUUACAGACUUCACAUCAAAUUCAAGGAGUCUGUUGUGAAUGUUCCAUUACAGCUUAUAGAAAGUGUUGAGUGCCGCGAUAUAUUUCAACUUCAUUUGACUUGCAAAGACUGCAAAGUUAUAAGGUGUCAGUUCUCUACUUUUGAGCAGUGUCAAGAUUGGCUUAAGCGACUGAACAAUGCCAUCCGCCCACCUUCAAAGAUAGAAGACCUUUUUUCAUUUGCCUAUCACGCUUGGUGUAUGGAAGUGUACGCCAGUGAAAAAGAACAACACGGGGAUUUGUGUCGGCCAGGAGAACAUGUAACUUCAAGGUUUAAAAAUGAAGUUGAGCGGAUGGGUUUUGAUAUGAACAAUGCCUGGAGGAUUUCCAACAUCAAUGAGAAAUACAAGCUCUGUGGUAGUUACCCACAGGAAAUCAUAGUUCCCGCCUGGAUCACGGAUAAAGAGCUAGAGAGUGUGGCAAGCUUUCGGUCCUGGAAACGUAUCCCUGCUGUUGUGUACAGGCACCAGCCUAAUGGAGCAGUUAUUUCCCGCUGUGGACAGCCUGAGGUCAGUUGGUGGGGCUGGAGGAAUGCAGAUGAUGAACACCUUGUCCAGUCUGUAGCCAAAGCCUGUGCCUCAGAUUCAAGGUCCAACAGUAAUAAAUUAAUGAAUGGAAAUUGUUCCAGAGAUUUCUCCAAUGGAGGGGAUCUCUCUGAUGUGGAAUUUGAUUCCUCAAUCUCUAAUGCUUCAGGAGCAGAGAGUUUGGCAAUACAGCCUCAGAAGCUUUUGAUCUUAGACGCACGAUCCUAUGCAGCAGCUGUGGCUAACAGAGCCAAAGGUGGAGGCUGUGAGUGCCCAGGUAAGCAACAAAGUUGUCCAGUCUUGUUCAUGGGGAUGGCAAACAUUCACUCUAUCCGGAAGAGCUUUCAGUCCCUGCGUUUGCUCUGCACACAAAUGCCCGAUCCAGGAAAUUGGUUAUCAGCUCUGGAAAGUACCAAAUGGCUGCAGCACUUAUCUGUGCUUCUGAAAUCUGCGCUACUUGUAGUUCAUGCCGUGGACAGAGACCAGCGACCAGUCUUGGUGCACUGUUCAGAUGGCUGGGACCGUACCCCACAGAUAGUGGCGCUGGCCAAAUUACUGCUAGAUCCGUAUUACAGGACCACAGAGGGUUUCCAGGUGCUAGUGGAGACGGAGUGGCUGGAUUUUGGCCACAAGUUUGCAGAUCGCUGUGGCCAUGGUGAGAAUUCGGAUGACCUAAAUGAGCGCUGCCCAGUGUUUUUACAGUGGCUGGACUGCGUCCAUCAGCUCCAGAGGCAGUUUCCUUGCUCUUUCGAGUUUAACGAAGCAUUCCUUGUCAAAUUGGUGCAGCACACCUAUUCUUGCCUCUUUGGUACAUUCCUGUGCAACAAUGCGAAAGAGAGAGGAGAAAAACACACGCAGGAACGGACCUGUUCUGUCUGGUCUUUGCUGCGGGCAGCAAAUAAAGCCUUCAAAAACCUGCUCUACUCCUCCCAGUCUGAAUCUGUGCUGUAUCCAGUGUGCCAUGUGCGUAAUUUAAUGCUCUGGAGUGCUGUUUACCUGCCAUGUUCUUCCCCCUCUACACCUGCUGAUGACACUUGUGCCCCAUACCCUGUUCCAGGCUCCAGCCCUGAAGAUCAGCCUCUGGGCAGGUUACCAAAGACAAGAUCAUUUGACAAUCUGACGACAGCCUGUGAUAGCAGCGUGCCUACAACCAAUCGACGUAGUAGUGAUCCUAGCUUAAAUGAAAAGUGGCAAGAGCACCGUAGGUCUCUGGAGCUGAGCAGCCUUGGUAACCCAGGGGAUGAUCCGUUUGACGGAGACAGCCUGAGCAAACAAGGCAGGGCUCCAGUUGGAGCGGAACUUUCUGUUGCAGCUGGAGUGGCAGAGGGACAGAUGGAGAACAUUUUGCAAGAGGCCACUAAAGAUGAUGUUGGUCUGGAGGAGCACGUAAGGGGUAGCCUAGAGACAGUAGCUAAAGAGGAUGAGAUUGCGCUGGAUAAGAACAGAGCUGAAAAUCUAUAUGGGUAUGCCAGUGACCUCUGUGAAAAGAUGGAGAUGGAUAAAGGUGUUGUAAUGAACAAUCCAGUGUCCAAUCCACAUCCGGUUUCACUAGGUGCUUCUGAGCUUAAAGGACAACAGGACGAGCAUACUGAUCUCAUUAACACUACCCAGAAGUUACCUCAGGUGAAAGGACUACAGACCGCUCCUUUGGAGAGUUUUGUAAAUAGAGAUGCUCCAAAGAAUGCGGAGGAAGAUGUUAGCAAGCUUGAAGGAGAAACAGAGGGUCUGUAUAAUACACCACAGGCCAGCCUUCCAUUACCUCUCACAAUCCAACACGAGGCAAGAACACCUAACAUUGAAAGUUCUACUGAAACCUUAACAGAGAAUGAAACAAAGCAAGAGCUGAUUCCUAAAGGUCUUUGCCAUAGACCUCAUUUGAUCGACAACAGUGCUGAUGAACUUUCUCCAACUAUUGAAAAUAGGCCAGAGGGGGAAAACAUGCUAGAGCCGCAAAAACUGGGAACAAAAGUAAAUAGGACUUCUAGUAGCAGCAGAACACACAUCCCAAUGCCUUCCCCUUGUGCCUUGCCUUUAGCUGAAUGUAAAGAUGAAAUUGUGUGUAACGGAGAGCUGGAGCCUGAGAACAAGGUGACAGAGAAGCCUAUGGGGUUUAGAAUUACCCAGAAAUAUCCUGCGACAAAUGGCCAUUGUGUGAACGGAGAGGACAGUAGGCUCAAAGCUUCUCUGAGUCGGCAGAUCUCUACAGCUAGCUGUAGUUCUGCUCAGUUUCACUUGAGGAACUUGCACCAAAAAUGGAUGUCUAGUCAUCUUGGGAAGCAGCACACAGCUAGCAGCCCAGACCAACCUGCCAGAAGUCACCUGGAUGAUGACGGGAUGCCUGUCUACACCGAUGUUAUCCAACAGCGCCUGCGCCAGAUAGAAACUGGGCAUCAGCAAGAAGUGGAGACUUUGAAGAAACAAGUGCAAGAGCUGAAGAGCCGGUUGGAGAGCCAGUUCCUGAAUAGCUCCUUGCGUCUCAAUGGUGAUUAUGGAGAUGACGUGACUUCUAUACCCGACUCGGAAAGCAAUCUGGAUCAGAACUGCUUGUCUCGCUGCAGCACAGAGAUUUUCUCUGAAGCCAGCUGGGAACAGGUGGAUAAACAGGACACAGAGGUGACACGAUGGCUUCCAGACCACCUCGCUGCACACUGCUACGGCUGUGAGAGUACGUUCUGGCUUGCCAGCAGGAAGCACCACUGCAGGAAUUGUGGAAAUGUGUUUUGCUCCAGUUGCUGUAACCAGAAGGUGCCAGUUCCUAGUCAACAGCUCUUUGAACCCAGCAGAGUCUGCAAAUUGUGCUACAGCAGCUUGCACCCGAGUAGUUCCAGCCUUGAUCUUGAACUGGAUAAACCCAUCACUGCCACAUCAAACUAAAGCUCCAGCCUAGAAGAAACAGGGGAACAGCCGUGUUGACUCUUCCCCAGACAGACACGCACAGUCUUGGUGGGAGGAGACUGGGAGGACUGAAGAAGCCGUGCACUUUGGAGUUUGGGGCAUGGAACACUGCUCGGCGGGACAGAAAUCUAGGAUGAACCACUGGAUUGUGGAAUUCUCUGUUUCCAGCUAUUCCCCCUCUCCUUUCUGUCCUGUUUGUGUGCAUGCGUGCAUGUGUGCGUGUGGGUGGAUGUGUGCGUGGCGCGCGCGUGUGUGUAUAUAUAUAAUAAUAUAUAUAUGUAUGUUUGUUUGCUGGAAGAUUGUGAAGUGGGAAGGGAGCUGGCACCAGAACCAGAUCCCUGUAGGUCCCACUGUUGAACUGUGUUGCAGACAAACUAUUUUACGGAGGAAAGGAGAAGAGGGGAAUCAGUCCAGAGCCGGUGUGCAAAGUGUGAAUACCUAUAGCAUCAAUGCUAGUGCUUUCAAUCACUCCUGUUACUUCCAAACAAGAAACUGCUGUUUGGGAACCUGUUGCUGCUAGAAGAAAUGGGAAACUCUUUCCCAAGAGAGCACUCUCUCUCUCUGUUCUUGAGAGUGGGCUUAGUUAUCCUCACUGCGUGAAGGGGAAAUCAAUCACAGAUUUCCAUACUCAGCGGCUCUGUAUUUACAUAUAUAAUCUACGUGUUUUAUUGCCAUAAGCCCUGUUAGCUGUGGCUCUCAGUGGAAACAGCUGGACAACUUUGGCUAAGGAAAGUGCGCGUUUGUUUGAGAGAGGUGAGAAGAAGGGGAUUGAACAGGCUGCCGAGCUGAGAUUGGUUUUACACUGGCGCCUCUUUCUGAAGCUCUGUAAAUGCAAUUCAUUAUUUAAAAACAAGUGGGAAAGUAGACGACCUUAGACUGCUAUCCUUGCCCCAUCUGUCGGAUGGUUUACUCAGAAUGCAGAGCUACUUUUGGAGCGGUGCGCUUGUCGUGGUUCAUACAGAUUGUCGUACUAUUGAUUAGACUCGCACUUUAAUGAGACUAUCCAAAGCAACUAAAGAACAACUGUGCUGUGCUGGUAUUUUAACUAGGCUCAGUCCCUGAGAAGUGCACUGACGUUUGCAGUACUCCUGGGAUGUUUCCUCCUUUUUCAGUCUAUAUUCAGUAUACUCCAGAUAGGAAAAUCCUGCCUGAGGAUUAGAGACCUAAAAAAAGAUCAUCAUGGAUUCCUCUUCUUCCUUCUGUCCCCGUCUGAGUCAGCUUAUAAAGUCGCUUCAUUAAAGUGUUAACCGUCUUGAAUAUAUGUUUCUAAAUGAGAGCGUUAGGUACUCAUCCCCUUUUCCUUGUGGUAGAGCUUGUUUCGUGCAAUCUGACAAGGAAGAAACGUGUAUGAUAACACCCUGCUUCACAAUUUAUUGCCGAGACAAAGUUACGACUUCUCUUGUGAUAUUCUCAAGAUCAAAGAAUCCCGCUGGAGUAUUCGAAAGUUUCAAAUACAAGAGCUCAAAAAAAAAUCUAACAAGUAUUGGGAAAGGAGUGCUUCCCUUCAGUGGAACGUCAGGAUUAUAUAAUCCAAGGUGUGUAUCAUACAGAGAAAGCCAUCUUAGAAUAUUUGUUCGAUCGGAUGGGGAAAGAAGUGUCCGGGUAAUUUAUUUUUGAUGUUUAAACUUCCCACACCCUUUGGGAGGAUCAUUACACUGCUGCAGUGUAAGCUGAAGAUUUACAAGACAAACAUGAAUGUCCAGGAGGCUGGUUUAGCAUAGCGGCCUGUGUCCUUAUGGGAAGGGGAUCUGGUAAUGAAGCAUCUUGGGAUCUUCCCUGGUACAUGUUUUGAAAUGUUUUCAAAUCAUCAGGAGGGAAAAGCAAAGAAAAAGACAGGGUCUGCGGUCGGAGUUGUAGCUGUAAGUAUUUCUUCCUAAAACAAGUGCAGUAAAUAUCUGGAAUAGAAGUUUAGGCAUUACUGUUUCAGGUAAAACAGAGGAAGGUGGAACAGGAAAAGGAUGAUAUGCAGCUCCUGUCUCUCUGGCUUUUCCACUGAGGUGGGUGAUUAGAAGAUUGAUUUUAGGGGACAUGGUAUAGUUCUACACACUAACAUUGUGUGGUUUUGUGGUGCAAAUAGACAGUCAAAAAUAAGUCUAAGAUUCUGCAGUUCCUAAUGACAGGUGCCAAGAGGGUAUGAUACGGGUUUUUUGGGUCUGUGAUGUACAGUGUGAAUAAACGCUUGCAGCUCUUAGUCUUUUUUGGAUCAACGAAGCACUUUUUUAUUAAUAUUAUUUUUCUUUGUAUGUAAAGGAGGAACCAGUAUCUCUCAAUAGCUGUAUAUAUAACCCUUCUCUCCUAAAGAGAGUAAAGUGCUCCUAUAUUUUUCAUUUUUGUCAAAGCAAGAAGUAAAUACUUUAGGAUUGUUAAAUAUAUAAAUAAAAGUGAAUAAAGUUUAGAAUUUUGCAUGGGAGCAUUUGCUAACACACUUUCUAAUUUUUUA